GAUAACCCUCAGCACGAAGCAGCUGAAGAAGAAACCUCACCCUUGGAACCUUAAGAAGAGGAAGAAGAAGAAGAGAAAUCGAAUCCUUCCCAUGGCGGUCUCUACUGUAUCUUCGCUUCUGUUACCAUCUUUCGUCAUUCCAAGCUCUUCGCCCUCUUCUACCAAACUCAAAGUCUCUCUCCUACAACCUUCGCUGUUUUCGUCUUCUUCUACCCACUGCGGCCUUACUUCCUCCGUCCUUACCAAACCCUCCCUCUCGUCUACCAAGGUCUUCGCAGUUUCCGAAACCUUAGAUCCUACUCCUGAAAUUCUCGAUGAGGUUCCGAGCUCUUCCUCCAUCAGUGUUGACGCAGAUAAGAUGGCGCCAAAGCAAAAGAUUAGGAUCAAGCUUAGAUCAUACUGGGUGCCUCUUAUCGAGGACUCAUGCAAGCAGAUACUUGAUGCUGCCAGAAAUACCAAUGCUAAGACGAUGGGUCCUGUUCCAUUGCCAACCAAGAAGCGUAUCUACUGUGUUCUCAAGUCUCCUCACGUUCACAAGGAUGCUAGGUUCCAUUUCGAAAUCCGGACACACCAGCGCAUGAUAGAUAUUCUCUACCCGACUGCUCAAACUAUCGAUUCUUUGAUGCAACUUGAUCUUCCUGCUGGUGUUGAUGUCGAAGUGAAGCUCUGAUGAACAAACAUAACUCCAUUAUGAGGUGAUGGGCGUUUUGCAAUGAAUGAAUUAGACUGUUUCAGAUCAACCACAUUGCUAGAGAACUGGUAAGCCUUGUUUUAAUAUUUUUGAGAGCCUCUGUAAUGAAAAAAAUGUAAGUUGUAUUAUCUGGUCCCUAGCAAAGUUGGAAUCUUUAGCGAUGCUUGGUUCUUAGUUGAUGAACAUAUCUCUUCAAUUAAGCAAGUUCAAAAGGAAUUUGUUUUUGUUUUACUAAUUGUUAUGCAGUCGUUGUUAUGAUGAAAUUUGUUUUCUUUA
Messenger RNA from Capsella rubella, 967 nucleotides. RefSeq names its product 30S ribosomal protein S10, chloroplastic. The record is from RefSeq and is a predicted model, not a curated record. Lineage: Eukaryota; Viridiplantae; Streptophyta; Magnoliopsida; Brassicales; Brassicaceae. Gene Ontology annotation, cellular component: ribosome; small ribosomal subunit; mitochondrion. The coding region runs from base 92 to 670 and encodes 192 amino acids. Gene Ontology annotation, biological process: translation. Gene Ontology annotation, molecular function: structural constituent of ribosome; RNA binding. The transcript has 4 exons.